AUCGCCCCCCCUGAGAAUUUGGCGAAAGCGUGUAAAAAAUAUUUAGCUCUCUCUUACUUUAUAUUAUAAAAUAAAUUCCAUAUUAAUCAUAAUCGCUCACGAGAUAUGCCAGUUUAAAUGUAUUUUUUCUCAAUCCCUUAUCCCUUCUGACUGAGACGCAUAUGUUUGGAUGGAACCGCAUCGUUUUCGGUGCGCAUGCCGCAUGCACUGAUGAUGUCCGGUCUAGGCUUAUCCAGUUGAGAAAUGAAAUAGGUGGGCUGAACGGCCGAUCUGAUACGUCUAGUAGUACGGUAGUGCUCACAAUUUAUAUACUGUUAUUCAUAGAACUUAUAUUAACGUGUUAAAAGUGUUUUUUGUGCAACGUGUAAGUAUUAUAUAAUAUACUUUAUUUCUCACUUGACCUUAAAUAAAAUAGGCUUAUUUUUACGAGGUAGUUAUCUAUUGUGUGUAAAGGUAAAAAAUACUUUUUUAUGAAUUAAAAUAACAUCAUUUGCGUCUAUGAAGUACAAUUACAAUAUUUAUUUCAAAAAUUGUGCUUGAAGUAAUAACAUUUUUUAUAAGUACCCUUCCUACUUUAAGAAAAUAAGUUAUUCCUGUAUCGCAGUUGAGAUAUUCAACUGUGCAAGGUAGGUAUUUUAAUCUACAAAUUUUAAUUAACUUAGAUGAAUUUUUUACUUCUCUAAAAGGUUUUAAAAAUAUUUUUCAAUGCAACUAAAUUAUCCAUUUGGUCUUAUUCUGUCCAUUUAUCGGCCUACUCCCCGGUUAAAUGCGUUAAUUUAUUUGACACCUAACACUUAGCUGAUUGAAUGCAUCAAUUUAAUUAGCCUACUGUAUUUGUAGAAAAAUGGACAUAAGGAAGUUCUUUAACAAGCCAAACAAGCGGCUGAAAAUUGAUGAUGGAUCUGACAUACCGAACAGUACCGAAAACAGUAGUAUAGUAUGCAGUCAAAAUGAUUUAGCUGUAGCAGGGCCAUCUAGCUUGGAGUCAGCUGUAUCCGCCUCUCAAAGAGAAACUAACGUUGUAACGGCCACCGCAUCGGAUAAUUUUGCGAUUGUUGAAGACAGUUUAAAUUUGGAUGUUGGGAACUACCUUGAUACUAAUAAAAUGUGUAGCUUGAACGAUCGCUUGAAAUUUACUUUGUUAACAAACCCAUGGAAGCCAGAUAAAUGUUACAAUUUCAAGUAUGAUAUUGACGAUGGCAAACGACCAUUUAUCCAUGAAUGGUUAAAUACGUACCCCUGGUUAGCUUAUUCAAAAGAAGUUAAAGGUGGGCUAUGCAAGUUGUGUGUACUGUUUAGGCCCCGCGUAACCCAUGGUAGUUAUCAAAGCGGCUUUAUAAAUCGCCCAUUCACCAAUUUCAGAAAGUUUCAUGAAAAUGCGAAAUCGCAUAUGAACUCUGAAUGGCACAGACAAGCAUCUGAAAACUCAAGUAACUUUAUAUCUGUCAUGAAAAAUGAAAAGAAAAAUGUUGAAUGUCUUGCAAAUUAUGGUUUGGCCAAGCAAAUUGAAUCGAACAGAGCGAAACUGUGGUUCGACCUUUGGAAAAACACGGAGAUAGAUGCCAAAGCCUUGGAAAAACUGAACUUAAUAGAGGUUCUUGAGCAUGAGCAUGCCUGCUUUUUGCCGUCAGUAGCAAAAGCCAUCCAAAUAGCUCUUUAUCUGCCACCAACAACUUGCACCAUCGAGCGAUCAUUCAGCACUCUCAAACGUGUGAAGACCUGGAUAAGGAAUACGAUGUCGAACAAUCGUCUAAGUGGGCUAUGCCUGUUAUCUGUACACAGAAGAAAAAUAAAAGAAAAUAUAGAAAACUUCAUGCAGAAAGUAAUUGAUUUAUUGGCGAUGGACACCAGAAUUCAAUUAUUAUUUAAGUAACAUUUUACUGACACUAACCGUGUUGCGUUUUAAACAGCAAAACAAUUUUUCUUGUAUUUUUUGUUUCAAUACCCUUUGCCCCCCCCUGAGGAAAUAUCCUGUGGGCG
Messenger RNA from Diabrotica virgifera virgifera (western corn rootworm), 1980 nucleotides. RefSeq lists its product as uncharacterized. Gene Ontology annotation, molecular function: protein dimerization activity. Lineage: Eukaryota; Metazoa; Arthropoda; Insecta; Coleoptera; Chrysomelidae. The coding region runs from base 845 to 1873 and encodes 342 amino acids. The record is from RefSeq and is a predicted model, not a curated record. The transcript is spliced from 2 exons.